Molecule: messenger RNA, 3231 nt
Organism: Bursaphelenchus xylophilus (pine wood nematode)
Lineage: Eukaryota; Metazoa; Nematoda; Chromadorea; Rhabditida; Aphelenchoididae
Source: the annotation of a GenBank genome assembly
AUGCCGCGGCCAGGGAAACAUUCCUACGAUGAGAACUCGUCACCGGUAAGUUUUACUUGCGAUUGGUACGCAUUUGAUGUCAAUUUUGCUAACAGGGGAAGUACUCCAAGUGCGACGCUCAGAUUUUGAUGAAACUGGGCACAAAUUUAGAAUAAUUUUUUCUAAGAUAUAUGCGAGAAUCCUAGCUCGCGCUUUGCAGAAACAACCGAGAUUUUUAGAUCGAAAGUCGGCGAAAAUUUAGGAGUUUUUGCCGAAUUUCGACACGAAAAGUUUCAUGCCUAUUUCUACCGUAAAUGGGUAAUUUUUCCACAAAAAAUCAAUUUUUUCCGCACGAAACUGCCAAAGUCAUGGCCAAAAAGCGCUUUUCUCUCUGACCGCUCUCCACGUUUAGCGCCCUCUCUCGGCGGCAAAAAUCGGUCGAUAUCUCGGCGGCGCCCGCAAAGCGCGAGCUAAAACUUUCAGGAAUUGAUGUCUAGUCCAUACCCGACAUGUAUGCAAAAUUUAAAGAAAAUCUGGAAAAAUGACUUUUAUCCGACUGGAAAAUGACGUAAUUUACAAGUUUAGAGUCAUCGAAUUGCUUCAAAAAGAUUUUUUCUCUAACUGGAAAUAUCACUAGCAUAAUCGAGAAGGUUGGAACUUGCUUUGGCACUCGUUUUUAAACAAAAAGAUACCAAAUUGUCCGAAUUUAUUUUUGACUUAAAAAUCUUUGAACCUUUGCCGUUUUGUUUUCAACAACCGUCAGGAAUUCAUGCUUAAAGUAACGGUGACAACACCUAAACCGAAAUUUUGAUAUCUUGUUUUGCAAAGCCAAAAAUGGCGACAAUAUUACAGAGCUGUGUAUUCUCCAACUUCUGUUGUCAUCGUACAAACAAACCUUUCCGUUCGUUUGGAGUCCCAAGAAAAUUAGCGCAUAAACUGUUCUAUAAACACUCACAGAAUACAAAAAAAAGCGUUUUUGGGGAAAAGAAGCCGUAGUAAGAAUGUUGUUGACAUUAAAUUACUUUAUCCAGGCAUAGUAAAUUUAAAUUUGAAUCUGUUUCAAAAUUAAACAAAAAUUGGGUCUCCCGUAUUUUACAUUUAAUUUCAGAAGCCCCCGUUCUCGUACAUCUGGCUGACGUACAUGGCAAUUCAAGAUUCUGAUGACAAAAUGUUACCUCUAACCGAUAUAUACAAGUACAUUAUGGACAAGUUCCCUUUCUACCGACAGAACACACAAAGAUGGCAGAACUCGCUGAGACAUAAUUUGAGUUUCAACGAUUGCUUCAUCAAGAUCCCGCGAAGGCCAGAUAGGCCGGGAAAAGGGUCUUUCUGGGCCAUUCAUCCAGCAGCACAGAGGAUGUUCGAAAAUGGAAGCUGCCUGAGGCGACAGAAGAGGUUUAAGGUGAGUUUUGACUUACCAAAGACCAAGAAACUGUUUUUCUUGGCUAUUCAAAGCAAAAAACGCUCUUAUCGGGCAACAGAUCAGCUGGCGUCAGCGAUCCAAAUUUCUGUCCACUUAAAAAAUCGCGUUAAUUUAUUCCAAGACGUUUUUUCACUUCCCUUCGGUCCAAGGCUCACUCUUCUGUCCCCUGCCUAGUGCAGGGGAUAAGAGGGCUCGGAUGGGUCGAAUGGCACCCGAGUUCGAUUCCGUCCGACUCCGACACGACCUCCGGGUCAUUCACGCUUCACAAUUGAAGGUCCACGGACCGCUAUUCCGGCAACAAAACUCUCGACUGAGAUCGAGGCUCAACACAAAAAAUGGUCUGUAAAAGUUAAUCCACCGCAACGUGGUGGUAGUAUGGCAUCUAGCUAUUGGCGACGGUGCCAUCGCCCUUGAGACAGACCAAAAAACCUUCCACGGUUCUGUAACCCCAAAGCUGGGUUACAGUUUUUUGGUUGUGACUGUUUUUUCAUGAUAAAUAAGCAUUUCUUUCGCCCCUACAACUAACUAUUUCCUCACCCCAGCCGAACAUAAAUUAGCAUGUCGCGAAUUGUCGGCUCGCAUUCGGUUACGGUCGGUCGGUUCGCUUACUCAAGGGCCCACUUAAUCCGCGAAUUUAUUCAAAACAAAAAGACCCCAAUUCCAAUAUUGUCGGCGCGGAAUUAGGGACACAAGGAGACGAGAAAAUUAAAAUUGUAAUACUUUUUGCGCAAUCAAUUAAUUUUAAGCCAAUAUUAUAUGGAGUUAAGAGUUUUUUCGGCUCGAAUAACAAGUAUUUGUGCAUAAUUAAAUGAGCGGAAGGAAUUUGGAGGAAAAUAUUUUCGGGAACAAUGGAAGCAGAGGCGGGGUAUUGUGAGGACGUACUGUAAAUGAUCAACUAGUGGCUUAGGUGACGGUAAAGUUUUAGCUAAUCUCUUUAUCGAAGAAAUGCUCGAAAUUUGAAGGCGUUGGCAAAAUAAUAAACUUUUUGUUGAACCGUUUACAUUUUCGCAAAAAAUCAUCUUUUGCCAUGAAAUAUCUCAACUACUCUUGCAAACUGCGGGUUGAAAUUUUGAGGGAAUGACAUGUGGCCUAGACAAAUCAUUCACCGAAAAUUUAACGGUCGGAUCCGAAAAAAUCAUCUUCCACAAAAAAUCAAGUCAUAAAAUAAUCUCAUAUCGUUGUAGUAGCAACUAGAAUACCCUCAUUUUUCAGCUUACCGAAGAUUUCAUGCCUCGAAAACAACUCCAGCCUCGUCUCAAAACGCUACCCAGCCAAUCCCCCGAGAUUUCUUUCCUCUCGCCCAACAAAUCACCGUUCGAUUUACCCUCCUCAUUUCAAUCGAGUUCAUCGGUAGACCUCUCCGAAGUCAAGCCAAUGCAGUUCAAUUUGCUGGAAGAGUUUGGGAAAUUGAUCAAUCGGGAGACCAUUCCGCCGGACCCGGCCUUCAAUGUGCAGCAAUUAUUAUUCGCUCAGAUCUUGGCCAAUCAUUGUAUGAAUGUGGAGAAUCGACAGCGACAAGUGGAGGAGAGUGUGGAGAAUGGAUUCUUGAAGUCGUAAGUUGAACUCCUCCGAACCUACAAUUCUAUUGAUCCAAAAGUCAAAAGAGUUUAAAUCGAGAAUUGGAUUUAACAAAACUACAGAUCAGUUCGAAGGCUUCGAGCAACUCAAAUUUCAAUUUCAGCCGCCCUCAGCUCCCGUUGAUCGGAUCGCCGGAAAUGAAGCCCUUCACCUCAACGAACGAAGACAGCUUGUCGCCAAAGCCCUCGUUUUCGAUCGCCUCAUUGCUAGGAAAUGGCCAGAAAUUGCCAUCAUCUUUCUAUCUACCUUAA